GUAUAUUUCUGAGGGUGUCACUGCCUAGCGCGCAUUUUUGUAAUUAACCCAAACAAGUUAAAGUUGGGAAAAAGUGUGGAAAAAAUGGAAGAUAAUUUUUCAUAUUGCACUCAAAUGCUCAAGGAACCACUGCAACUUGGAAAACGCGUUGGCUCUGGCUCACAAUUUGAGGUAGAACAGUCGCCAUUUGGGGCUGGCGAUGAUGAUUUUAAUGUCGACGAAAUGGAAGAUUGUGAUAACGCUCCAGAUGUUGAUGAAGAAGAGCUCGCUUCUCCAUCGACCCAAUCGUUCGAGGAACUCAAAAAAUUGAUGGAGCCGAUCAAUGAGAACAUUUUUAAGCGCAUCACACGUGAGGGCCCCCAGGGCCGAGGUCUGGUGCCAGACAAGGCACGUGUCGCUGUGCGCUAUAGUGGUUAUUGGGAAGGCGAGAGUUCUCCUUUUGAUUCCUCAUUGAUGCGCCGAACUAAAUUCUAUUUUGAGACCGGUGCAGGUUGCGAUGUGCUAGAAGGCCUCCAGGCUGCUGUACUUACCAUGCGCCCUUAUGAAAAAGCCGAAUUUAUUAUAUCCUAUAAGUUGCUAUUUCACGAGAUGGGCUGCCCGCCGCGCAUUAAACCACGUUCAGAUGGACUUUUCAAAAUCGAAGUUCUUCACUUCACAUUGAUCGGGGACUCAGAUGCCUUCGCGUCAAUGGCUGCUGUGGACCGGGACAAGUUUGCAAUAGUUUACCCCAAGGCAUUAGACAUGCACAUGCAUGGCAAGGACUGUGUGAAGCGCUUUCGCUACCGCAACGCCGUCACUGCCUUCGAGCGGGCCGUAAGCUCUCUAAACUAUUGCCGUCUAGCCAAUGAUGACGAUGAGCGCAAGCAAAUCGCUCUGUUGAUCACUCUCAAUCAAAACUUGAUGAUCUGCUACAAUAAAUUGCAUAAUCCCAAACGCGUGUGCAUUACGAUGAAAGCCUUGCGGCGUCUCACUGAAAAUAAGCCUUCCUGUAAGGCCCUCUACCAGGAAGGUUGCGCCCUGUCCGCCUUAGGCGAAUAUAAGGAUGCUCGGUGUAUAUUUAUGCAGGCUCAAGCCAAGCAGCCCGAUAACAAUGAGAUCAGUGCUAAGAUUACUGACCUGGACAAGAAAAUCAAAAAAUACAAAGAGGCAUCUCAGGACAUUUGGACUCGUGCGUUGUCAGGCCAGAAGUUUAAAGAAGUAAAGGAUGAAACCAAAUGUAAAUAACGGUGUCCCCUAUUGACGAGAAUGACUUGACGUUGUCCAAGCUAAAUCUGCACUGAUUCGGGCACUGUUUCCCAUGGAAGGAUUAAUCCAUUUAAAUAAACAACAGACAACCAAAUUCAAUAUUUUACAUUAGUUCUAGAAGAACUUAACGUUUAUGUUGUACAUACUGAAGAGUAUGAAAAUGAAAUGUGUUUUAUAAAUACGAGUACAAGAAUAUAUUUACUUUCUGUUGGUCAGAAAAUGUCAUCUGUUUUUGGAAUAUAUUUUGUUUUUAAGCUGAA
Molecule: messenger RNA, 1505 nt
Organism: Drosophila miranda
Lineage: Eukaryota; Metazoa; Arthropoda; Insecta; Diptera; Drosophilidae
Product: inactive peptidyl-prolyl cis-trans isomerase shutdown-like
Exons: 3
Coding region: 85-1224 (379 amino acids)
Molecular function (GO): peptidyl-prolyl cis-trans isomerase activity; protein binding
Source: RefSeq, a predicted model, not a curated record